Pelodiscus sinensis (Chinese soft-shelled turtle) is the source of this 3182-nucleotide messenger RNA. The record is from RefSeq and is a predicted model, not a curated record. Lineage: Eukaryota; Metazoa; Chordata; Testudines; Trionychidae.
UAAAUUAACUGUGUAAUUUUGCAGGUUCAAGAAAACUCUCCAGCUCAACAGGCUGGGUUGGAACCUUUCUUUGACUUUAUCAUCACAAUAGGACACACCAGACUAAAUAAAGAAAACACCAUGUUGAAAGAUCUGCUGAAGGCAAAUGCCGAGAAGGCAGUGAAACUGGAGGUAUACAAUAUCAAAACGAUGAAAGUGCGUGAAGUAGAAGUGAUCCCUAGCAACAUGUGGGGAGGGCAAGGACUUCUCGGAGCCAGUGUGAGGUUCUGCAGUUUCCAAGGAGCCAGUGAACAUGUGUGGCAUGUUUUGGAUGUAGAACCUGCUUCCCCUGCAGCUUUAGCUGGUCUGCAGCCGCACACAGACUACAUUGUUGGAUCAGAUCAGAUCCUUCAGGAGUCAGAGGAUUUCUUCUCACUGAUUGAAUCCCAUGAGGGGAAGCCAUUGAAGUUGAUGGUCUAUAACACGGAAACCGAUUCCUGCCGAGAAGUAUUAGUAACACCUAAUGGAGCCUGGGGUGGAGAAGGAAGUUUAGGAUGUGGCAUUGGAUAUGGCUAUUUGCACAGAAUUCCAACACAGCCUGUUAUACCAAUGAAGAAGCAAGAAGAAAUCAGAUCACCUUCACCUUUGCCAUCAGCAGACAGUUCCCCUGUGCCAUCGACAAAUGGUUACAUAGAGGCUCCAUUGUUGGCACCUAAUUCCCAAAGGGACAGCUCUGACGAGGUUAUGAACUUGGAUGAAUCCACAGAUCAAGGAAUGAAUAUUUAUGCAAUGGAAAAUGCACGUCUCCCUCCUCCUCCUCCUGUCCAGAGAGUUAUGGAUCCAGGUUUUUUACGUGCAUCUGGUGUUUCAUUUCCUGAAACUGCUGACUUAACAAAAAUGCCUAACUUGUCUUCCUCUACCCUGUUCAACAUGUCAGCUACAGACUCAUUGUCAGGGACUGAAAGUUUAAUACCCAACAAUGGAAUUACUACUUAUUCUGAGCACGCCAUGGCUUCAGUCCCUGCAGAUCUAACCACAUACGCAGAGAGCUUAGUAAAACAGCCCGAGUUGGACCACUUAAUGCCUUCACUGUCCCCUUUACCAACUUUUGCUCUUCCUAACGAUAUUUCUUCAAAAGCAACACUAAGAACAGAUUCUGAUGCUCAAGAAACUGCACUACUUGAGGACUCGCCACCUGCUAACCCAUUGAAACCUGGCAGUGAUGAAAAGAUAAAUGAACUGAAAGAAGCUAUACAAGACUAGCCCUCAAAAGAACACUUCCUUAUAUCAUCAGUCUGCAGUCUGCCAUAUGCUGUCAUGCUACAUCUUGAAUGUUGACUUUUUGAUCUCAAAAGAUAAUUGCAGCUAUUCUGUUUUGUUAGCAUAGGCAAUGCUGUAAAGAGUAUAUAGAUCUCAUGCACAGUACUUCUCCUCUUAUCUCUCUGCAGCAUUGUUUGAUAGAUGGAACUUUAUUUAAAUAUUAUUCAAACUCAGAUUAGUCUAUUGAUCAUGCAUCUAUUUGUCCUUUCAAAAUUAUCAAUUUUUAAAAAUUGAACCAUUUGCUGGAGCCUGGGAAAACUCACUUUGUUUUUCCUCUAUUAAUAAGCGUUAUUACAAUUGUUUAAGUUCAUCCAAAUAUAUAGCAUAGUUUUCAUUACGUGAAGAAUAAGCUACAUUUUAAUGGCAAUUUCCCUGAUCUUUUACAGCAUUUAAGAAAAACGCUAUUCUUAAUUUUGACUUUGCUGAAAACAUUUUUUACAGCUUAAUACAAUUUUUCUGAACACACACAUCCUAUUUUUAGAUCAUAUAGUUCCAAAAGUAACUUUAUCUUAUCCAAAUUUCUUAAUGCACAUGAAAGUUAUGCAAACUUUAUUUAACUUGGUUUGGAACCGAUUAAGUGUUCCAUUGCCUUUCAUUUAGGGAAUCAAUGGGAGUGAAUUUACUGGUUGCUAUAAAGUUAUUUUUUUUAAAAAAGAUGAAGGAAAAUACUGUACAUUGGAAAGUGCAACAUAUUCUGGGUGAUAAAGAACUGCUGCAUUGGCUUUUAGUAGAUUGUUCAUUAGUUUGCAUGGUGGUCUUUUACAAGGAACUUUUUUAAAUGAAAAAGUUAUAAGGGAAAUGUGGUUGAGUUAAAAAUUAACUAAUUUGAUUUCUGCUCAAUGUUUCAGACUAUGGUUUUAUGAUGAAGCACAUGGGUUGAGUCUGGAUUUUAAAUGGUCAGGAGUGUUCUGUUAGAGGUAAUGGGUUGACAGUGACUAGCCUUGGUAUUUGCUUUUAUUGAUCUAUUGUGUAUUUUCCCAUUUCUUAAUUAUUUUUUAUAAGUAUAUAGAUUUACAACCAUAAAAUACGACAUGUUGAGUAAUCUCUAUUGCUUUUAUAGAUUUUCUUUGUUUUGUUUUCAAACACUUCCUGUACUUUUAAACACUUAUUUUAUGAAUAUUUGCUAUUAUUGUUCAGCCAGUUGUCAUGCUACCAAUAUGGGCUCCUUCUCAUUAUUCAGGCGGUAACUUCCUUAAUAUUUUAAGUACAAUGGAGUGGUUCCAGUCCUCCUCUUAUGCAGGAAUAACUUCACUGUGGUCAUUUAUGCUGAUGUAAAUCCCAUAGAGGUGAAGAGAAAGAUCUAGAACGUAUAUGUGAAGUCUAAAAUGCAUCCUAACUGGAAAACAAUUUGUAGCAAUGGAAAAUGUUAACUCGCACUUUUUCACCUUCCUACAUCAGAUAUUUAGGAUGUCUUUGAGCCAGGCUGUCUUAGUCAUAGGGUUUUGUCUAUAGUCCUCACAUGUAGUAAUCAUGAUUUAGCAAAACAUCAUAAAUGAAGCCACAACACUUGAAAGCAGAUUCAGAGCUGGUGUAGGUUGUCAUAGACACAGUGGAGCUAUGAUAACUCGAAUCAGAUGAGCAUCCUCCGCAAAGCUCUUAGAUCACAGUGCAAUUUCUGAUUUAAACUUUAUUUUUACAGUACCUAUGGUUUCUAUAUUAACAAGAUGGCCAACCUAUUUUUUACCCUUUCUAGUGAAGACUAUAUUAAGCAUUAAGUACAGAGGAUUUGCAUUUAACCUAUUUGCAGUUAUAAUUUGACAUGCAUUGUGUAAUUGCUGAAUUUGCUUCUCACUACAUUAUAUAAUCAGAAUACUGUAUUUGCAACAUGAGAGCCCACUUGAGUGAAUAAUCAACAUUUAUAAAGUAAAGAUCAUAGAACUUAA